AUGUCAAAAUUCGAAGAUCUAGGGGUGGCCAAGUGGCUCGCCGAGUCCUUAAAUGCCAUGAAAAUCUACACGCCAACCACCAUUCAAGCAACGUGCAUUCCAAAGAUCUUAAAAGGUCAUGAUUGCAUUGGUGGGGCUAAAACUGGUAGUGGUAAAACUAUUGCAUUUGGUGCUCCAAUGUUGACUGAAUGGUCUCAAGAUCCAAUGGGGAUUUUUGGUGUAGUUUUAACUCCAACAAGAGAGUUGGCAUUACAAAUAGCAGAACAAUUCCAUGCGUUGGGUUCUUCAAUGAAUAUAAGAGUUAGUGUUAUAGUUGGGGGUGAAGAUAUUAUAACUCAAGCCUUAGAAUUACAGAAAAAACCUCAUUUUAUAAUUGCAACUCCUGGUAGAUUAGCAGACCAUAUAAUAAAUAGUGGGGAAGAUACCAUAUGUGGAUUAAGAAGAGUGAAAUACUUGGUUCUUGAUGAAGCAGAUCGUUUAUUAAGUAAUAGUUUUAGUAAAGAUUUAGAAAAAUGCUUUGAUAUAUUACCAAAGUCAGAUAAAAGAAGAACUUUACUAUUCACCGCCACGGUCACUGAUGCAGUAAGGGCGUUAAAAGAUCGUCCUGUUCCAAAGGGGAAACUACCAGUUUAUAUAAAUGAAGUUGAUACUAUUGAUAAGGUUGCAAUUCCAUCAACUUUAAAUGUUAACUAUAUUUUCAUCCCUUCAUACGUCAAAGAAGCUUAUUUACAUAAUAUUUUAACGCUAUCUCAAUACAAAGAUGCAAAUGUUAUAAUAUUUGUUAACAGAACUCAUACUGCUGAAGUAUUAAGAAGAACUUUAAGAAAGUUAGAAUUAAGAGUGGCUUCUUUACAUUCAGAAAUGCCUCAACUGGAAAGAACUUCUUCAUUGCAUCGCUUUAAAGCUAACGCGGCUCGCAUUUUAAUUGCUACAGAUGUUGCUUCAAGAGGUUUGGAUAUUCCAACCGUUGAAUUGGUAAUAAAUUAUGAUAUACCGGCAGAUCCUGAUGACUAUAUUCAUAGAGUAGGUAGAACUGCAAGAGCAGGUAGAAAAGGUGAUGCAUUAUCAGUGGUUACUGAAAAAGACGUGGAAAGAAUUUUAUCCAUUGAAGAAAGAAUUAAUAAAAAAAUGGACUUAUUAGAAUUAGUCGACGAUGAUAAAAUUAUUAAAGAAUCUUUGAAAGUAACUAGUUCGGCUAAACGUGAAGCUUUAAUGGAUAUGGAUAGAGAAGGAUUUGGUGAAAAAAAAUUAAAUAAUAAAAGAAAACAUGCAUCUAGAGAAGAAUUAAAGAAUAAAUCUAAGAUUUCAAAGCUGAAUAAAAACUCAAAGAAUUCAUGA
Messenger RNA from Hyphopichia burtonii NRRL Y-1933, 1338 nucleotides. RefSeq names its product ATP-dependent RNA helicase (gene DBP8). The coding region runs from base 1 to 1338 and encodes 445 amino acids. The record is from RefSeq and is a predicted model, not a curated record. The transcript has a single exon. NCBI's taxonomy places the organism in Eukaryota, Fungi, Ascomycota, Pichiomycetes, Serinales, Debaryomycetaceae. Gene Ontology annotation, molecular function: ATP binding; nucleic acid binding; RNA helicase activity.